AUGGAGACCAACCCAGCCGUCAAUUUUAAAGCACGUUUACAACGUUUAAUAGCCUACCAAGACGUUUUUGCACGUAAUAAUAUUUUAGCACAACGUAGCUGCGACCAGGAAUUUAGUGCCUUUCUUAAAUUUCACAAUGAUCUUCGUCGUAAAUAUGCAGAUUUACGAGCGUACUCCGAACAGAUGGAUCGCUACGUUGAACAAUAUCGAACUGAACUAGCGCGUAAGGAUAAAAAAAUUCAGUCACAAAGUUCGCAAAUUCUUCGUUUAACUCAACACAAUAAGCGUAGCAACGAACGUUUGAACGAAUUACAACGAUGUCUUGAUCAGAUUAAAGGUACCAUAACUGGUCAGAAUACAUUUGACCAAUUGCGCGAUAUACUUCGGGAUUCAGCUAUGUCAGAUAGUGAAACAACAACUGAUUUAUCAGAUAAGAAUUGUACUGGCGAAGAACUUGAUUUUGACAAUAUGAAUAAUUUACCCAAAGUCGUCAGUCAAUCGACAGGACUUGGUGGAGUCAAACGCAGUAGUAAUUCGGGUGAUCCAGUGGAUCUAAAACGACCAAAACACGAUGAAUCCUACCCAAUGGGUCGUAUUGUUGCAACAACCACAACUACCGUUGAUAUGAAUGAUCUAAACAAUGGACCCGUGGUUAUCACAUCAGAAAUUCAUCAUGAAGAACAUCAUCGAGCGACAACAAACAUUGCUGAUCAAUUAGGUGCCUCACCAUAUUCAAAUAUAACCGUUGGAAGACCACAAACUGAUCAAUAUGCAUCACCAAUGCGCGCACCGGCUCGUCAUUCAUUGUCUGCACAGCAACGACCCAAACAAAAAGUACGCAAACCAUCACGACAGUGGCUUGAAAAUAAAUCAGAAGAAUCAGAACUAAGUACGGACGAUAUCUUCUGGUCAAAACAUGACGAAGAUCAACAGCAACAACAAAUUCAACAAACACUCUAUCCAACAUUACCAAAAAUAACAAGUCCGCCAUCACAACAACAGAAAACAUUAACACCAUCUACACCCAUUCAACACACAGCUACUCCACCAAGUCUGAUGAAGUCAAGUCCAUCAAGUAUUGGUACAUUACGUGCACGUGCACAUAAUUUUAUUUCGCGAAACAUACUUAUUCCAGAAACAUGCUGUGUGUGUCUCAAACGUAUUCAUUUCGGUAAAUUAGCUUAUCGUUGUCAAGCAUGCAGUGCUCUGUGUCAUACGGGCUGUAAAGAAAAUUGUGCAACACUUUGUUUACCUAAUGUCAAAACACCCAGUCGUGGUGCUGUUUCCAAAUUCACUUCGCGUGAAAGCAACCAGUUACAAGUACCUGCUCUACUUGUACAUUGCGUCAAAGAAAUCGAACAACGUGGAUUACAAGAAGUGGGCAUCUAUCGAUUGAAUGUUGUGGAAGGUCAAGUCAAAGAAUUAAAAGAUCGAAUUCUUAAAUCACGCACGGGCUUAUUCGAUCUAUCUCAUUACAAUGAUAUUCAUUUAAUCUGUGGCGUAGUGAAAGAUUUUCUUCGUUCACUAUCAGAAUCUUUACUAACAAAUGCAUUAUGGAAAUCGUUUGCUAAUGUUAUCGAAGAAGAGUCCGAUUUUGUUAAACAACAGAAUUUCGAUGCUCUUAUUCAACAAUUACCCAAACCAAAUCGAGAUACAUUAGCAUUUAUGAUUCUUCAUUUACAACGCGUGGCAAUUUCACCACUUUGUCGAAUGCCAAUACUCAAUUUAAGUCGAACAAUGGGACCAGCUAUUAUUGGUUAUUCAUCGAAACAUGUAUCUGGUAUUGACAUUGUCGGUGAAACGUACAAACAAACAAAAAUUCUUGAAUUUUUUCUUAAAAUGUCAUCUGAUUAUUGGUCGAAAUUUUUGAUUGAGAAUGACAAUCCUGCACCAUCAGCUCCAGUUAAUAAACAACAAAUCAGUACACCUACAUUAACACGUCUUCAGCAUUAUCAAAAUACACCUCCGACAAAUUAUCCAGCUCCAGCUAAUACAUUCUUUUCUCCACUUUAA
This is a messenger RNA of Adineta ricciae, 2013 nucleotides long. NCBI's taxonomy places the organism in Eukaryota, Metazoa, Rotifera, Eurotatoria, Adinetida, Adinetidae. The record is from the annotation of a GenBank genome assembly.